AACCAAACCAACGCACACAAAAGCCUCCCCACUCCCCGAGACCCCCCCUCCUCCUUCGUUUUGCACCCUCCCCAAAUCUGCACUACUCCCCUCUCCCUCGUCCUUCCUCCGCCCCGCCCCGCCCAUGAGGAUCAGGAGGCGGCCUCCGGGCCAGCCUCUGCCCUACUCCUCCUCGGUAACAAAUGAUUCGGCCGCGGAUCUCGGGGACGGCCGCUCCUCCUCCUCCUCGUCGGCGCUCAUCAGGCGCCCGGCAUUGUCGCCGCAGGACGGUGCGGUGGAGCGCAGCACGGGUCUGGUGGGUGCGCAACAGCAGCAGCAACAGGGGCCUGCAGAUGGCCACAGCAGCCUAGAGAACGGACUCCAUCGCCACGUGCCGGAGCCGGUGACGAUGGCCCUGCAGGCCGGAGAGCGUCUCUGCAGCGGCAACGGCGUCGGCGCAGCAGUGGCAAUGGCUACGACGACGACAGCAACAGCGGGCGCGAAGGCCACGAAGCAGCGGCAUCGGCAGACAGAGACAAAUAAGCAGGACACCGGCGGCGGCGUGAAGAGGGCGGCGCGGGGCCCAGGCGUGCUGAUGGAGGGGUCGCGGUGCAGCCGGAAGAACGGCCGCGGGUGGCGCUGCAGCCAGCCGACGCUGGUGGGCUACGCACUCUGCCAGUACCACCUCGGCAAGGGCCGCACCAAGAGCGGGAGCGCCGUGGACGGGGGCGGGCGCGGGCGCGGCCCCGGCCAGCUCGGCCGCACCGAGCACGCGAACAAAACCUCCGCCGCCGCGGACGUGCCGCCGGCCCAGAGCGUGCAGCACUGCUAGGGGACGCGAGAUUCUUGGACAUAUCGAUCGUAAUUCUUUUGUUGCGUUUCUAAACAUGUUGUGUUUCACUUUUGACUUGACUCCUCUCGAUUCAGCGGCGCAUGAUCGGGAGGGAGGGAGGGACAGUGCACUGAGCGAGGGAGCAUUUGCUGCUGCUCAGAUU
Zea mays is the source of this 974-nucleotide messenger RNA. RefSeq lists its product as uncharacterized. Bases 125 to 811 code for a protein of 228 amino acids. The record is from RefSeq and is marked validated. The transcript is spliced from 3 exons. Lineage: Eukaryota; Viridiplantae; Streptophyta; Magnoliopsida; Poales; Poaceae.